AUGGCGGUCGGGGACGCGCUGCGGCGCCUCUGCGAGGAGAUCGGCUGGUCCUACGCCGUCUUCUGGAAGGCCAUCGGCGCCGCCGACCCCGUGCAUUUGGUGUGGGAGGACGGCUACUGCGGCCACACGCCAUGCCCCGCCGGAUCUGAGGCUUCUCAAGCUCGGGCCGCUGAGCUCGGGUGUUCUGCUGCUGUUGACAGCAUUUGCUCACUCGUUCGGAAGGACAUGGCCGAGCAGGUUCAUGUCGUUGGAGAAGGGACCGUCGGCCGUGUUGCCUUCACUGGCAGUCAUCAAUGGAUCAUCCAUGGUACUGCGGAUGAUCACGGGCUCUCAUCCGAGGUUGCUUCUGAGAUGCAUUAUCAGUUCAGAGCUGGCAUUAAGACUAUUGCGAUUAUUCCUGUGCUACCACGCGGCGUGCUACAAUUAGGCUCUACUGGUGUGCAGGUUAUGGAGAACACAAGUUUUGUGAUGCAUGCAAAGAAAUUGUGCUCUCAGCUGAACCAGCGAUCAAGUAUGGCUUCAUCUGCUUCAGUAAAAAGUACUUCGAAUCAGUCGCGUCCUCUGCAUGGUGCCUCAAACAUCCAAGCUGCAGACAAUUCCUUCAGUCAAUUCCCAGUGAUACGUGAACAAUACAGACGAUCUGAUAGCGCAACUGCAUCAAGUAGCAAAUCACUAAAUGCAUCUUUGUUUGAGGCUGCACAACAGAAUGGUCUAACUGGUAGAGAGCAUAUUGUCUAUGGCAAGCCUAACGAUAUGUUUGUACAACAAGCGUCUUAUUGUGAUAAUCGACUUGGAAGUAAUACACAGAGUGCUGAAAUAAGCUCUGGUUUGGUCCCAUCGAGCUUGGCAUCAGUGGAGCAACAGCAAAUGCUGAUGAACACCAUUGGACAGUUAGAAUUUGGUAGCGGUACAGAUUUGGCACGGAGUGCACUGCUAAAAUCACUUUUAUACCGAAAUCCUUUUAUGCAUGAAACUAGUGACAUGAAGCUGUCACAUGGAAGAGUUGGCCUACCCCAAGGGACUGCUGGUCAUGGGAGUUAUGGUUUCCUCCCUGGAAGUGCCGGAGUAGUCAGUACUACCUUAUGUACAUCAAGUCAAGUAUCAGAACAAGGAAGCCAUUCCAGUUCAGGAAUGUUACGGCAGAAGCAACCUCCAGUUUCUUGUAAUGUUCCCCAAUCUUCUGAAUUCACCAUGAAAAUGGUGCACCAAGAAAGAAGGUCAUCUGAAGGUGCUCUGCCUGUAUCUUCUCAAUCUGAUGUUCAGGUUUCUAAUUGCUUGAAUGGCAUGUCCCAGGAGAAUCUAUUGAGUAGGUCAGGUCAUAUGCAGAAAGAUCAAAAUGCCGAUAGAGCAAAUGAUCCACGUGUUGCUGUGAGCACACAAGGUGUGAAGAAUAUGGAUGGUUGCAUGCUGCCAGCUAUGCCCAGUGAGACAACUCACUCUUUGCUUUUGCAGCCAACAUGGGAUAAUGACUUGUUUGAUAUAUUUGGUUCUGAAUUUCAUCAGUUGGGUCAUAAUGUGGAUGCUAAUUUGGUGUCCUCCUGUGAUGCAAAAUCUCAUAGUUUAGACAGAGAGGCAACUGAACCCUCGAUUUGUCUUGAUUCUUCUUCACUCUUCAGUUCACUAGACAAUGACUUUCCCUGUUCCGGGAUCUUCUCACUAACUGAUACUGAUCAAUUACUGGAUGCUGUCAUCUCAAAUGUCAACCCCAGCAGUAAGCAGAGUUCUGAUGACAAUGCUUCUUGCAAGACUGCAUUGACUGACAUUCCAAACAUUUCUCAUUUUGGUUUGGAAGAGUUAAAGCAAUGUGACUCCUCUGGCAUUCCUUCAACGGUAAUCAAGAAUGAGUCCACACAGAUUGUUAAACAACCAUAUUACUUCGAUAAGACUGAAGAUGGUUGUCUUUCCCAAAAUAAUGGAGCACAGAAAUCUCAGAUACGUCUUUGGAUUGAGAAUGGUCAGAACAUGAAAUGUGAAAGUGCAUCAGCUUCUAACAGCAAAGGUCUUGAUACACAAAGCAAGUCAAAUCGAAAGAGAUCUCGACCUGGAGAGAGUUCUAAGGCACGGCCAAAGGAUCGGCAGCUGAUACAGGAUCGUAUAAAGGAGCUCCGAGAAAUGGUGCCUAAUGGAGCUAAGCAGUGCAGCAUUGAUGCUUUGUUGGAGAAGACAGUUAAGCACAUGCUCUUCUUGCAAAGCGUUACAAAGCAUGCAGACAAGCUCAAGGAUUCUACUGAAUCUAAGAUACUUGGCAGUGAGAACGGUCCUGUGUGGAAAGACUACUUUGAAGGCGGUGCAACCUGGGCCUUUGAUGUUGGCUCUCAGUCUAUGACAUGUCCAAUCAUCGUUGAGGAUCUUGACAGACCACGUCAGAUGCUUGUGGAGAUGAUUUGUGAGGAUAGAGGCAUCUUCUUGGAGAUAGCUGAUUUCAUCAAAGGACUUGGGUUGACCAUCCUGAGGGGUGUAAUGGAAGCACGUAAAAGUAAAAUCUGGGCACGCUUUACCGUUGAGGCAAACAGGGACGUAACCAGAAUGGAGAUCUUUCUGUCGCUUGUACGGUUAUUGGAACCCAACUGUGAUGGCAGCGGAGCAGCAGAGAAUCCCAACAGUGUGAACAUGCCUCUUGGUUUGGUUCGCCAACCUGUCAUCCCGGCAACAGGUGGUAUCCAGUGA
Messenger RNA from Triticum turgidum subsp. durum (durum wheat), 2667 nucleotides. The record is from the annotation of a GenBank genome assembly. NCBI's taxonomy places the organism in Eukaryota, Viridiplantae, Streptophyta, Magnoliopsida, Poales, Poaceae.